This is a messenger RNA of Labrus mixtus (cuckoo wrasse), 956 nucleotides long. RefSeq names its product MyoD family inhibitor domain containing 2 (gene mdfic2). The transcript has 3 exons. NCBI's taxonomy places the organism in Eukaryota, Metazoa, Chordata, Actinopteri, Labriformes, Labridae. The record is from RefSeq and is a predicted model, not a curated record. The coding region runs from base 1 to 561 and encodes 186 amino acids.
AUGGACCAGAUGGCAGAUGAAAUAAUGCUGACAACCGAUGUGAGAGAAAAUACUGCUGAGGAGAAUUCUCCGUGGGUGAGAGGAGAAAGGAUACAAAAUGAGGCUAAGGUCAGCAGCUGGAGAAAUGGUGUUUCUGCAGAAACUGAUCCUGAAGAGACCACUAGAGACACUGCACAGCGGCCUAAAGAAUGUGACAGCUCUCAUUCUCCUUUGUUCUCUUUGAAAAUGUAUUUGAGGAGAUCAUUCUCUGCAGCGUCUUCCACCACAGACUCGAUGUCUCCUUCUCAGCAGAGCAACAUUGGAGUUGACUGUGCAGGAAUAAUCCUGAACUGUCUCUUCUGCCGGUUCUACGAUAUGAUGCUCAUGCUACCAGCUUCCUGCGAGAGAGUUGCCAACCACUGCUGCCCGAACUACAAACAAGUCAUGACCACAUCUGAGACCACACCCAGCAAUAACGAUGACUCCUGCGUGGACUUUGACUGUGGCCUGUGUAAUUCCUGUCAUGAUGCAGGUGACUGCUUGGAGUUGGCGAUGGAGAUUUCACAGUUAUGCUAUCACUAGGGUAAAACCAUAGUAAUCACAAAUUGUGAUAGGAAAUGGGUCAUGUAAUCCAGAUUACAUUCCUUCCUAACAUGAGGCAAGCAAGGGAACUGUAGCAGAUGCAGGGCAAUGAACUGUCCAGAUAUACUGCAAGCAAUGUUGCAGGGCUGCAAAAGGGGGAUUUCCCCCUUGCAAAAUGAAGUGUAGGUGAGCAAAACUUUGCAGGAAUAGAAUCAGGGCCAGAAGGAUUUUUCAGUGGUGCACAGAGCAGGUUGGCACAUUUCUUUUAAGAUUUUCUUUUUUCUUAUGUUCACUCACUUGCUUGUUUUUACCAUUUCCAGUUAGGAACCAUUGUCAGACUCUUCCAUGUUGCAUGACGGAUUUCUUACUGCCCAAGAAUGAAUGCAAACAAAAGA